This is a messenger RNA of Alligator mississippiensis (American alligator), 10574 nucleotides long. It is a transcript of the gene ATMIN, whose product is annotated as ATM interactor. The transcript has 4 exons. Lineage: Eukaryota; Metazoa; Chordata; Crocodylia; Alligatoridae. The record is from RefSeq and is a predicted model, not a curated record. Bases 2045 to 4345 code for a protein of 766 amino acids. Gene Ontology annotation, molecular function: transcription cis-regulatory region binding; DNA-binding transcription factor activity, RNA polymerase II-specific. Gene Ontology annotation, biological process: regulation of transcription by RNA polymerase II. Gene Ontology annotation, cellular component: nucleus.
AUUUGUGCCAUUCCCCCCCCCCCGCAGGGUUUGGGCAUAUUCUGUUUCCUUUCAUAGAAAUUAAGGACUCCCAGAGACUGACGGGCGCAGGCGGUUGUUACUCGCCCGGCCCAGAGAAGGAGCAAAGUCAACAGUGUCACCGUGCCGUCGGGGGACGCGGCCAGCUGCGAUAACGGCAGGUUUUGUCGGGGACGAGCCCCCCGGGGUGUUCGUGGGAGCGCUCUUGCACGCGCCGCGGUUGCCAAGAGCGCGCCGCAGCGCCGCGACGCCGUUAUUUCGCAUUUGGAGUUCAUCGGGCAGAGACACCUUAAAUGUUGAUCCGACCGGAGCGAUGUUUCCCAUCUUUUAUUGCUUUUGGUGAAGAGCACGGUGUCAAUGCAGCUGUAGAUUUUAGUGCUGAAAAUACCGUCUGUUUCUGCCUUUAAGAGAUUUGGCGGUUGCCCCGUUGGUGUUGGGAGGUCGAGGUGUUUCGAGAAAAUGAGCUUUAGGCUCUGGUUUACUCCUCGUGGAGUUUACUGGUGAUACUUUCACCUCGGUGGGGAAGCCACAAAAUAUGUAAUCCUAUCAUGGUUGAAUGUAAUCCGUCAGAUGAUCUGCUGCUGUCGUUAAUAGCUGUAACGGAUACAAGUGCUGAAAAAUGAGUAGGAGCGAUUCAGUAUCUGUCGAACUCCGUUUGUAUCUUUAUCCUUUCUGGGGGUUUUCUUCUGGGCAGAGACGCUGUAACACAUCAUCGAGCUCAUGAAACCCUUGUGUAGCAGUUAUUGUAAAGGGGUUUUGUUUGUGGCCAUUGGUAAAGAUGCUGGAUCUGCAGGUACAGGAGAUGUGCUUCAGGUUUGAAGCCAGUAAGUCGAGUGUGCUUGCAGGUGUGUACUACGGGGGUUUGAAGGACUGAAUGACAAGAAUCUUUGUCCUUGGAGGAAAAGAGGGAGAAGUAAAAGCUCCACAAAGUGUUGUUAAAAAUAUUCCAUUUGCAAAGACUUGUUUGCAUUGUGGAGGGUGAGGUAGUCAAUCAUUUUUGUAGGGGCAUAGCAACAUUAAUAAAAUAUUUUGUGAAACUAAUUUGCAACAGUUCCUUCUAGCAGAACCAAGCUUGAAUGUGUGGAGAGAGGAACUCGUUUUAUAGAAUCAAUAUGUUAAAUGAAGACAGGUUAUCUUGGUGUGACAGCUGCUUUGUUUGAAGGGUUUUUAUGUUUUGUUUUUAUUAUAAAAAUGACCCGUGGAAGCUGACUUUUGCUGGCUUCACUUGUGGGAUUUCUACUCUGCUGUCUGUCAGGCAUGUUGUGGAAAGCGAUGCUGGAGCAGAUGAACGUCCUUUUGCUUCACCCAACGUUUGGAACAGAUGAGGCAGCACAAUGCUUUUAUAACGUCUAUCUCAGUCCAUUAAUCUCUGACUUGGUGCAAGGACUUUUGUCCUGCAUAGAGUAGUUUCUGGGGUUUAGAUCCACAGCUUGUUUUCAUAGUAUGUUAGAUGAGAUUUAACAUUAAGGGUUAUACUUCUUUGUACACACAGACUUCUAGUUUGCCUGAGUUCUCAAAUACUUUGGUCACAGCAAAUGUCGUAUCCAGGGUUUUGAUUGGAAAAGGUAGUUUCACAGUUGGUAGGUCAGAAGGGACCUGAACAGAUCAUCAAGUCCGACCCCCUGCCAUAGCAGGAAAGGAUGCUGGGGUCAAACGACCCCGGCUAGAUGUCUAUCUAGCCUCCUUUUGAAGACCCACACGGUAGGAGCCAGCACCACUUCGCUUGGGAGUUGGUUCCAGAUCCUAGCCGCCCUGACUGUGAAGAAGCACCUCCUGAUAUCUAAUCUGAAUCUACCCUCUGCCAUCUUGUGACUGUGAUUUCUAGUCACUCCUGGUAGUGCUCAAGGGAACAGGGACUGCCCCAGCACCUGCUGGUCCUCUCUCACUAGUUUGUAAAUGGCCACUAGACCCACCCCCUCAGCCUUCUCUUGUGGAGGCUGAACAGGUUUGGGUCUUGUAGCCUCUCCUCAUAGGGCCUGCCCUGCUGCCCCCUAGCCAUGUGAGUGGCCCUCCUCUGAACCUCUCCAUGCUGUCCACAUCCCUCCUGAAGUGCAGCGCCCAGAACUGGACACAGUACUCCACCUGCGGCCUGACCAGUGUCGCACAGAUGGUGAGGAUCACUUCCUUGGACCUGCUCAUGAUGCAUCUGUGGAUGCAGGACAAGGAUGGAAAAAUGAAUGCAACAAUAAGAAAGGGUUUGAAAACUACACAGAAAUUCUACUGCUGUCCUAUUGAAGGCUGCCCUAGAGGACCAAUCAGGCCAUUUUCCCGGUUUUCACUUGUAAAACAGCACUUUAUGAAAAUGCAUGCUGAAAAGAAGCACAAAUGUGAUAAAUGUAGCAACUGCUAUGGCACAGAAUGGAACUUGAAACGACACGCAGAGGACUGUGGAAAGACUUUCCAGUGUACUUGUGGGUGCCCUUAUGCCAGCAGAACAGCAUUAUUGUCUCAUAUUUACAGAACCGGCCAUGAGAUCCCUGCAGAGCACAGGGAUCCGCCUAGUAAGAAAAGAAAAAUGGAAACUACAACGCAAAAUCAGAACUUGGCAGAGAAAGCAAAGGAAGCAUUUAUCAGUGCUCACGCCAAUCAUAACGGCACUCCGGAACUGGAGACGUCCGAGGUGAAACUCGUGGCGUCCUUUGAAGGCUCCUGUAGUUCUAAUAUAAAUAAGCAGACGCUAUCCCAGCCAAAAUGUACGCCGAAGAUGCUUUUGCCAAAGCCCAAAGUGGCUUUGGUUAAACUUCCAGCAAUGCAGCUGGCUCACUUGCCUAUCUUUGUGUCAGCAGCAGAUUCCUCUGUCAAACCUGUUGUGGUGGCUGUGGAUAAUCAAGGCUCGGUUAUGAGCACUUUUCACUUGUUACCUCAGUCCAUAGGAAUUCUGAUUCCAGCACCAGAGGCAGAAACAGUUGUGUUUAAAGAUGCCGUGCCCGUUCCGAAGGUGGCAAAUUCCGGUGAUGUUGAACCAGUUAGCACUGGUGUCCAAGUCAACUUGGGUAAAGUAACACCAAAUAAUCCAGGACAAGAGCUGGGAAAUGUCUGUCAAAAGAAUAAAAUCUCUUCAAUAAAUGUGCAGACGGACUUAUCUUACAUUUCACAGAACUUUGUGCCAGCUGCAGCCUGGGCUUCUGAUUCUUCUGUCUCAUCUUGCUCUCAGACAGACCUGUCGUUCAGUUCUGAGGUCUCAUUACCGAUUAGCGUUCAGACUCAGACACUGCUACCCACCUCCAAACUGACUUCAUCCAUAGCUGCUCAAACAGAUGCCUUAGAGCAGGCUUGUUUCCAGUCCUGUGGUGUUUCUAGAGAGACUCAAACCAGUGGAGCACAGGACUCUAUUGAUGGGAGAGUGCAUAUAGACCAGGCUGUAAUGUGCAGUGACAUUUUUGACAAUGUACAUUCAUCGUAUGAUGUUUCCACACAGAUUGGAUUCUCAGAAAACAAUCUAAUGCCUACAACGAUGCAUCAAAACUUGUCGCAAAGAAGCAGCUGCAAGAGCCUGAGUCAGGAUGCAAUAAAAUCUGAACCCAUUAUCAACUUCAAUACGCAGACUAACAUGCUUCCACAGCAAAAUACGAUGGAUAAUCAAACCCAGACGAUGGACUUAUUAAAUGACCUGGAAAACAUCUUCUCGGGUAGCAUGUCUGGCCAAACGUUGGAUAAUCGUGGUCUCUUGUCUGACUCUAGUUCUAGUGCUGACACGCCCCUGCCACCAGCCCCAACACAGACCACAGGGAUAGACUUCGACAUUGAAGAGUUCUUUUCGGCAUCCAAUAUCCAAACUCAGACUGAGGAGAGUGAACUUGGGAAUCUGAAUUCUGAGCCAGUCUUGGAAUCUCUCGAUAUUGAAACCCAGACUGAUUUCUUAUUUUCAGAUAGUGCCACUCAAUCCUACAGCUGCCGAGGAAAUUCUAACUUCUUAGGCUUGGAGAUGUUUGAUACACAGACACAAACGGACUUAAAUUUUUUUUUAGACAAUAGCACACAUCUGCCUUUGGGAAGUUUACUAAAACAGUCCAGCUUUUCCAUGAGCACUGACUCCUCUGAUACAGAAACCCAGACAGAAGUACCCGCUGCUGCUAAAGAUAUACCUGGUCAAAAUCUAGAAUCCAAAGUCCAGCUGAAUAGUGCUGAAACACAGACUAUGGAUAGCUCCUUUGAGACUCUUGGGAACUUAUUCCUUACCAGCAAUGAGACACAGACAGCUAUGGAUGACUUUCUUCUGGCUGACUUGGCGUGGAAUACAAUGGAGUCACAGUUCAGUUCUGUAGAAACACAGACUUGUGCAGAACUGUGUUCCUUUUUUCAAACGUCUGACAAACCAAGCCAUUGAGUGCUACUUACUAAAAUUACUUUCCUUGUGGUUUGAAAUUUAAGUUAUUGGGGGUGAGGGGUUUUGGGGAGAGACAGGACUGACCAAGUUACCCACAUCGAACUGCUGAAUGUAGUUGACCGUAUGCAGUUGGCCUAAAAGCCUUUUCAUCCUCUUGCAAGGUACUUUAACUGUGUAUAUGUAAUUUCAAUAUAAACUGUGUGUGCAUAAAUGUGUAUAUGUUUGUAACUUGUAAUGUAAGUUUGGACCUUUAAAAUGAACUUGGUCAUGGUGCCUUCCUUGCUCUAACUCUGUUACAAAGCUCUGUCACCAUUUCCAUUUUAAACCUGAACUUAGGCUUUACUUCUGUCUAUACCAGCUUUAUUUCUGACUUAAAUGUAGGUUUCCAAAGUCUUGGACCAAAAGCUGACCUGUCUGAUUUUUGACACUGCCCCCUCUGCCCCCCACCCUGACCUCUUUUUGGAAAUGUUUUUUGGCAUAAUCUUCAGUUUUGUUUUUAAAAAGACUUGUUUGGCAAGGUUUACCGAUCCUCACUAACAGAUCCCUGACAUAUCUCUCUCUCUAACUCUUAAAAUUUGCUCCUUUUUGGUAUAAGCUUAUAUUGUCCAGGCACUUGUUCAGCAAAUUUGUUGCCUGUACGCUUUUGGAUAUAUAAUUAUACAAAGUGCAACAAAUGUGGGUAAGGAAUGCUUGGGGUUUUUUGCCUCUAAAUUGGCAUUAACUAGCAUUUUGUAUGCGUGUGGUGGGGAGAGGAAGAUGUACUUAAAAAGUUGCCACAUGAUGAUGUUGCUGUGUACUACUGUAACAAUAUGUAUUUUGGGUAUUCCAAAGGAAGGCAUUUGUUUGAACUAGUAAUAUGUCUUGUAAGAAACACAAAGCAAGGAAAUGCCUAACAUUCAAAUGUCUGGGUGAAAGAUGAGAACACUAGGAUACACUGAAAUUUAUUUACCGGUUUCUCCACAUUUUGCUUAUUUGCAGAAAGAUACAGUGGUUAUACUAUGACCUAACCUUACCAAAGAUGUUAGGAACUGUUAAUCUUGAGACUAUUAAAACCUCUAAAGAUACUUUUUGGACUAGAUUCCUACCCUUGGGUCCUGUACUUCCAGAGCAAGACCAGCUGUAGCUCCUAAAGCUAAGAGUUUUUUGGGUCUGUUGGCUUCCCCAUCUGGCAACAGAUCUCUUUUGCCUAUACUGGACACAACAGCUCCGUAUCCCCUAACUUCCACUGGAAAAUUCAGUUGAUAAUUAAAUCAUGUUCUCAGGAAUAUUUUGUACAUCCUUUUCCCCUAACUUUCAGCUCUGAUUUUCUUUUGUUGUUUCCUGGAUGUGAUAAAUGUAUUUGGUAGCAUCCAGUUCUGUCCUGGAGAUCAGUCUGAAAAGCUAAUUCCAGCUAUGUUUGGCCUUAAAACCCUUCUUUGGUCCAUCACCACCUAUCGCCAGUUUGUCAUUUAUGCUGUUGACCUUCAGAGGUGAACUGUCAUUCUCCUGUCUCUUUUGGUAGGACCUCCUAGAGCUGCUGGUCUGUGGCUUGAGUUCAGUGUAGCUGUAGGAUAUAGAUGCAAGUGAUCUCGCUAAUAGGGAAUCGGUUUGCCUCGGUACGCUGGCAGAGUCUGUUGCCGUGGUGGUGGUAGAGCUUUGCCCAGUGGAGUUUGUAAAGCAGGGCCUGGAUGACAUUGGCAUGAAAGUGCAAGUGAUUUCUAAUCCCAGCUGUCAGAAUUUGAUGCACUGUUGGAGUUUGAUAAUGGUACAAGUCUUACAAGAUACCUUCAGGCAUUGCUGCAGUAUUCUUCACCAGUGCAUCCGAGUCAUGGGCUCUGUUUGCUACUCGGUCCCAGGCCUGAAUCCCAAUUCGUGCUUGGUCAGCUCGAAGUGGAAGGUUUAAUGCAUUUGACCAGCACGUCUAAUAUGUUUGAGGGGAUUUUGAGCACUGCUAUGUUUACACUAAAGAUCAGUUCCCAACAACCUGGGUGCCAGGUACGGGGUUGAUUGAAACACAUCUGUAUUUCCCAGCUCUUCCUAGUGCGCAAGAUGGGUGUUCAUCCUGUAGUAUCAACAGCAGUGCUGAGGAUGGCCGCCUUUGUGAUUGAGUGCCUUUUAUUGGCUAUUUUGUCCUGAGGCAUCUUUAUCCCCAACUGACUAUAUUGGCAUCUCCAAAGAAGCAGUUAGGUUUGUGCAGAUUCUUGCAAAGUACUUACAGUUGGCAAAUUGUGUUAUUUUCUAGAGGUGGAAUGUACCUACCUUAGAAGUUGGGGUAUUGUGAGAGAGUGCUGAUUCCCGGCAACUCUUUGCUUUAAAAGUUCAGGCUGUUUUGUUGGCUGAGAAUCCAAGAGUAGGAAUCAGUCAGACACAUUCAAAAAGCAUAUUUGCAGUAGGCUUUCCAGUGCUAGUCACCUAACCAGAAUAGCUUUCACCUUUGGUUUAGAUCUCAGAAUGAAUCUCUGUAAAAAUCUUCACGAAGGAGUGAAUUGUACACCAUUACAAAUGACUGUGGCCUUUGGGAAACAACCAACACCCUUUUUCAGCAGAAAUGAGUUUACUGUGCCUGUUACUGUGAACAGCUAGCUGAUGCAUUUCUCUAAAAUAUGUAGUUACCGAACACAAUAUUUCGGUAGAAGCUCUGAGUUCAGCAAACAAACAAAAAAUACCUUUUUCUAAUUUCCCCCGGCUUAAAAUCUGAUAUGUUGGUAUCAAGUGAUAUGAAUUAAGUGCAAUUUUACAAUAUUUAAUAAAUGUGCUCUGUGUUUAAAGAAGAGUGCUUGCUUUAGUUCCAAAGUUACCUACAUCCUUCAAAUCUGGUGCAGGCUUGCAUCAGAAAUAAUUAUGAAAAUGAGGUUGGGGAAACACUAAAGCAAUGGAUCCCACGUCGUGUGUCUUUCAUUUGGUGUUCAGUCAUAGAUAUUUGUAUUGCAGUAACAUGUGCAGACAAUAACUAGAUUGGUUAUUGUACUAUGCACUGAAUAAGCGCAUCAAAACUUGGUUUGUAAUGUUGAGUUAUAAAAAAACCCAAAAAACUUAACAUUACUCUUCCAGUAGUUUGACUGGUGACUGCAACUGUCCUUUGGUCCAGUUUGUUGCUGGCUUUUAAAGCAACCCCAACAUAUUGUAGGCGUCAAGUUGCAGGUUGGUGGCAUCUCUUUGCCACGGCUCUAUCACACAAUUUAGAUGGCAGUAAUGGACCAACUAGCAAAUAGAGGAGUGGCUUUUGUUUGUUUUCUUUAUUUUCAAAAAUGAAUGAUUCCCUGUAGUGUCUUGGUACUGACUUUUGAUUUUUUUCUCCAAGUGGUCUUUGGCAUUAAUGCAUGGACCUUUAUGAUCCCAUUUUUGUUACCUUGCAAGCAUUAGCUUUUAUUCCUCCUCUUCCUGGACACUGACUUGAUAACACUAAUCUUGUACUCCAGGACCAGUUUCCAUGUGGGAAAAAUGUUAAUGUAGGAUUAGGAUUCACCCUGCCUCUUGGUGACAGUCAUAGCCUGAUCCUUUGGAAAACAGUGGGAAAACCUGUAAUGCACCCAGAGCCUGAUCAAAAUCAUUGAAGUUUACAGGAGUCUUCUCUUGACUUCAGUGGAUCAAACCUUAAUCAAUUCCAAGUAUCUUAGAUAUGGAAGUGUCCAAAUCUGUAAUGGCCACAGGCUGUAAAAUUGGAAAUUUUUCCACCCACUUAGCCAGUGAAGUGCCACACUGAUUAAUGUUCAUCUACACUAGCUGUUGGCAUGGAAAUAUAAUGCAGGCAAUUGCAUACAUUAAUUUAAAACCCUGGGCUCUGCUUCCAAGGGAGAAUACUGGCACGUAUGAAAGUUAAACAAAUUCCACGUCCAUCUAGAACAUUUUGAACAAUAACUGCACCUAAGCAAGUUUGGAGGACAGCCUCAUACUUUAUAGUUCAUAAAAAAUAUUAAGCACAAAGAGAUGAAGAACUUGACAUCCAGGUGUCUUGCGUUUGUUAGUGUCGAUGUUUCAUACCAAGCACUGAUCACAGUAUAAACAGACUCAUACCCAUUGAGAGAUGCAAGCGUCCACAUCCAAUUUCACUUCCGCUCUUGUAAAUACUUGAGUUGUUAGUAUAUAAAAAGCACUGUUUUCAGUGCAAGAAAGUGCACCCCUCGCCCAGCCCAGUAGAAAUUGGGUGUCUUGAAUAAAAGACUGUUAUGUGUGCAUUAGUGUACACUAAAGUAAAGCAGUUAGUGGCUAAGAAGAAAACAUGGGCAUUUUCUUCCCUGGUGUUUGAAUCCUCAAGCAAAAAGACUUCUACAAAGCUUGAUCUGAAGCAUGCAAACUUGGUCUGUAAAACUGGUUGUGGAGAACCUGUUCAAGCUAUGAAUAACUCAGGACCCACACCUAUGAUUUCCCAACACUAUUUUUUUUGUCAUACUUCCCUGAAAAGCUUACUCCCAGGUAUACCUUUGCCAUGUCUCUUUAAAAGCAAAAGGCUAAAUUCUGUCCUGUUAAUACGCAUGUCAAAAAAACAAAGACAACAGAGGAGACUUCUAAAGAAAUAAAGUUGAUAGCUCUUUGCUAUUUUAGACCUAGUUCCUGGCACUUACGCCUGUGUCUAAGAUAAGGAAUGUGAAUAAUAUUCAUAUUUUCAACUUCAAACAAUACGGAACCAUUGGCAGGAUGGAGGCCCACUUGGUGCUUUAUAGGAUUAAAAAUGUAAUGUACCUACUACCUGGAUAAGCUGUUGUGAUUACUACAGUUACACACUCGUUUAGUUUAUGUUGUUCUCAACAUAAAAGCAAAUAUCUGAUUUUAAAAUUGAUCACUAGUCUGUAACCGUGUUUUAAAUUGCCUGUUACGGUGGGGAAAGUCAUUCUCUACUCUUUGCUUUUAAUCUGUUUUGGGCUGCUCUGUUUGACAACACCAUCUUCACUUAUCAGCUUUUGUUGUUCCAAAUUACACCAAAAAUUUCACUUAUGAUAGUGAGCCUUGUUGUUUUUACAUUUUGUAAUUUUUGUUUUAAAAUGCGGCCGUGCUUGUGUUUCUGAGGCAUAACAAAGUUACUGCAAAUCGGCUUCCAUUGAUAACUCUUUAAACACUAUGCGGUAAUGAUUUUUUUUAUUUUAUAUUUGCUUGUCUGGCAUUUUUUUGUCAGUGCAUGGUGCAGUUACAUGAGUUUUGUAAAUUGCUGUCAAACUUCUGAAGACUUUUAUUUUAUAUCAGUUGAUGUGAAUUAGUCUAGAUGCUUGAGUGACAAAAGUCAAUGGAAGGAUUUGCCAGCCUACAGCUAGACUGAGUACUCUUAUUUAAAUGUCAUUGCUGUGCAAUGAAUAGAAUCAUAAGGCCAGAUCGUUCAACUGGGCAUUGUCUUGCAAUCAAGUUAAUACCGUGGUGGUGUCUGCGUGCAUGACUACUGCUUCAUGAAAAAUUUGAAUUGGACUGUCUGAAAUGCUAGCAAUCCCUAAAUGAGUUUCUUCUGCUUUAAGAGAUCAGAAACUUUUUAGCUCCUUCUGAUUCACAAUCUUCUAAAGUUGCCUUUUAUACUGGCUUCUAAGCAGUGUCUUCUGCCUAACUACUGACAGAAAACACUAACAACACAUGGGAGUCAUCUAGUGUUUCUGCAGUGGCCUUCGUUUCAGAGUGGGUGACAGUGCAUGCAUGAUGCUUCAAGUACUCGCAGAGCUGACUACUCAACGCAUGUAGUUGCAAGUGCACAUAUGGGAAACAGGCUCAGCCUGCUGGAAAAUAUGGCGCAUAUUCUAGUUAUGGAGCAUUUUCCCAAUAAUGUUCCAGUUAAGUAUUUGAAAUGAGUAAGUACUAAAUCCCAAAAGUGCAUCUUUCCUACAGCAUGUUGAAACACACUUCAAAUACAGUUGGCAAAUGUCAUUGGAAAUGUCUUAUUCCAUUACAGUAGGACUCUUCAACUUCUAAUGGACAGACUGUUUUCAAGGGGUUUUCUGUCUGUCGUUUUUUUUAUUUUAGCCAGUAGACUUGCAAUGAAAGUCAGAAAUAAGCUUUUUUUGUUUGUUUGUUUUAUAUACAACUUACAAGUGACAAUCCAAAGAAGGAGUGUUGUCUUAGUAAUAGUUGUGAAAUGUUUCGUAUGCUAAUGCAUGCAAAGAGAACCCUGUGCCAAAAGAUUUUUUUCAUGUCUCUCAUUACUCUCUGAAGGAAGCUGGAGUGUUACAUAAAGCUACAACUUAUUCACAACAGUGUUGAAACAUUUUUGUUCAAUGAAGUCCUUAUUUACUUCUGUAAAUUAUGCAUAUUUUGGAAUAAACUGUAUUUCAAUCUG